AUGGAAUCAACUUCGGUAACUACUUCAUUCGUACCUUUUAAUGUGGCUGUCAUCGGUUGUGGUAUUGGUGGUUUAGCAGCUGCUAUUGCUCUUAGACGUCACGGUCACAUUGUGACUGUCUAUGAAAGAUCUCAUUUUGCUAGUGAAGUUGGUGCCUCACUCACUAUAGCAGCUAAUGGAACUAAAUAUCUUAAUCAAUGGGGUAUUGAUAUCAUUGGUGCCAGAGCAAUCAUCGUCGAAAAACUCAUUAUGCGCAACUGGACCGAUGGUACAAUUCGUGAUGUAUACGAUUUUAAUGAUUAUAAGACGAAAUGGGGUUCUAAUUAUUAUAUGUUUCACCGAAUUGAUUUGCAUGAACAAAUGCAGUUAACUGCCAAGACUCUUGGUGUAAAUAUUAUCUUGGAUCAUAAAGCCGUUAAUAUUAAUUCUGUCGAAGGCAUCGUUACAUUUGAUAAUGGUACAUCGACACGUGCAGAUCUAAUCAUUGGUGCAGAUGGCGUUCGUUCUUGUGUACGCGAACAGAUCGGCAUUAUGCCUCAAACAAAACCAUGCACAAGUACAUGUUAUCGUUGUGUUAUUCCAACAUCACGUGUAAAGCAGCUGAAUCUAAAAAAUUUUUCAAAUGAUCAUGCAAUCCAGUUCUGGGGUGGUUUCGGUAUCAAUAAGAUUGUUGUGACAGUAUGUUCUGACAGUGAGAUCGUUGCAUUCUAUUGUUUUUAUCCAGCUGCACACAAUGAUCGAACUGAAGAAGGUUGGAAUUUUAGUGCAACAUCAUUAAUGUUGCGUGCACCAUUUCCUGAUCUUGAUCCUGAUCUAUUAGCUAUAUUUGAACAUGUUGAAGACAUCAAAUUAUGGAAAUUAGUCGUUCAUGAUCCAUAUCCUUAUUGGGUAAAAGAUCGUGUUGCUUUACUGGGUGAUGCUGCACAUCCAAUGUUACCUGAUCAAAGCCAAGGUUCAUGUAUGGCAAUUGAAGAUGCAGCAGCACUUGCUUUAAUUUUCUCACCUGAACAUUGGGGUAAAAAUGUGCAUACAAUCGAACAUGGUCUUCAAUUGUACGAACAAUUGAGAAAAUCAAGAGCAACACGAAUACAAGAAGCAAGUGCACGUGCUCGAGAAAAUCUUAACGAGAGAAUCGGUUGGAGCACAAAGCGAAACAUAGACAAAUCGGAAAAUAUAAAAAUCGCAAAACUGACUAUUGACGAAAUUAAUGCCUAUGACAUGGAAGCUCAUUUAAACACUCUUAUUAAAUAA
Adineta steineri is the source of this 1251-nucleotide messenger RNA. The record is from the annotation of a GenBank genome assembly. NCBI's taxonomy places the organism in Eukaryota, Metazoa, Rotifera, Eurotatoria, Adinetida, Adinetidae.